UUUUUUUGUUCUUUCCCACCCACUCCAUUAAAGAAUCAAUUCAUAAUUUCAAACAAAAUUUUUUUUUAUUCCUUAAAAAGCAGUUCUCAUACCAACUAAACUGUCGUAGUCGGCAGACCUCUGCGACAUGGCAUAGAAAAGGACACCAACAGCAACAAUUUAAUCAAAAUGUAGCAAUUUAAUCCAGUACCAUUGUAAUGUCUUCUAGGAAAUCGAUCGAAAUAUCAGGUCGGAACGUAUGCCAGAUCGCAUUUUGGUGAACCCGAUCCAUGAUGCCGAUAAUCACCAUAGUGAUCCUGAUAUUUGCUGGGAUCGUGAUGCUGAUCCUGGCCCACGUGUGUAUGAUCGAGUGGAUCUUUCGGAGAGGACUCAGAAACAACAACAAUGACGGAGCUGUGGUUGGCCGGAGCAGUCGAGGGAACAUGAGCAUGUCCAAGGACGACGUAGAGAAGCUCCCUUGCUUCGACUUCAUAUCAAAAGAAGCGAGUAGCGCCAAUGGUAGCCCUUUGAACUGUGCUGUCUGCUUGGAGAGCUUCAAGGUGGGGGAGAGGUGCAGGCUGCUGCCCAUUUGCAGCCACAGCUUCCACGCGGAGUGUGUCGAUGCCUGGCUUCUGAAGAGGCCGAGCUGCCCGAUCUGCCGGAACCGAGUUGACUCGGGCAGGUUCGGCCCUGUAGAAGGGAGCAGCGGGCACUUCAGCAGUUUCAGCCUCAGCAAUAUGGAGAGCCAGGGAACUGAGAGCAGCCGGUUCAGCGAUUCGAGAUCUGACCUGAUCAUAGAGGAUCCAAUAAGCCAAUCGAGUGAUGGGAGACUCGAUAACCAAAGAGAAGGAGUGACUGAGAUCUCAGAGUCGCAGUAAGGUAUACCUUACAUGCAUAUCUAAUUAGUUUGUAUUACAUAUCGCCAUAUAUGAUCGCCGAAGAGAUUCACAUGUUGGUGCUCCAUCCUAUUAGAUCUUUCUUCUCUUUGUUAGUCUGGAAUGGGCUGUCUGUGACCAUUCAGUGCCACAAAGGCCAACCGAUAUAACUACGAGACAUAUACCGAGUACUUUAGGACAGAAUUUCGAGAAAUAUGAGCACUCAUCGUGAGCCUUAUCUCAAAGGCCCUUGACUAUACAUAGGGUGAAGCUUGCAAACAGGCUAGCAUUCGACGGAAUGCUGGAAGUUCGAUAGUCUCUCAUCUCAUAGGAGAACACCGAAAAUGAUACGGUGGUCGAGCAUCAGUAGCAUUGGGCUGUGUCGGGCUGGGCCCAGUCUUUAUGAAAGACAUAUGGAGGAGGAUUCACUCAUCGCGGGCUUUCUGUUGUUUGCUAGGUUUUUGCUCGGGAAUUCGAUAGGCAAAGUAGUUUACAAUCUGUUAGAAGGUGUUUGGUUCGCGGAUUGUUAGAUUAUAAGAUAUGUUUUAAUUCUGCUUUGCGGAUAUGUUUGCUAGGUUUUUGCUCGGGAAUUCGAUUGGCAAAGCAGUUUACAAUCUAUUAGAAGGCGUUUGGUUCGCGGAUUGUUAGAUUAUAAGAUAUGUUUCAAUUCUGGGAAAGUAAACUCGGGAAUGUAAUAUUGUUUGGAAUGUUAUAUUUCCUUGUUGAGUAA
Messenger RNA from Punica granatum (pomegranate), 1584 nucleotides. The record is from RefSeq and is a predicted model, not a curated record. NCBI's taxonomy places the organism in Eukaryota, Viridiplantae, Streptophyta, Magnoliopsida, Myrtales, Lythraceae.